AUGGAUGUCUUAAAGACUGACCUGUGUUACCAGAGCUCCACUGUCAUGGCUGUCCAAGAGGCCUCAGAGGCUUAUCUCAUAGGACUUUUUGAGGACAUCAACCUCUGUGCCAUACAUGCCAAGAAGGUCACCAUUAUGCCCAAAGACAUACAGCUGACAUGCAGGAUUUGUGGAGAGAGGGGAGUGUAG
Messenger RNA from Staurois parvus, 189 nucleotides. The record is from the annotation of a GenBank genome assembly. Lineage: Eukaryota; Metazoa; Chordata; Amphibia; Anura; Ranidae.